Molecule: messenger RNA, 3916 nt
Organism: Nasonia vitripennis (jewel wasp)
Lineage: Eukaryota; Metazoa; Arthropoda; Insecta; Hymenoptera; Pteromalidae
Gene: Mau2
Product: MAU2 chromatid cohesion factor homolog
Exons: 8
Coding region: 387-2165 (592 amino acids)
Biological process (GO): maintenance of mitotic sister chromatid cohesion; mitotic sister chromatid cohesion
Cellular component (GO): SMC loading complex; chromatin
Molecular function (GO): protein binding; double-stranded DNA binding
Source: RefSeq, a predicted model, not a curated record
UAUAUAUAUAUAUAUAUAUAUAUAUACACACUCUCACGCAGUCAUAUAUGUACAUACAUCGCGUGCAUCGGUGCAUGCGCGACUGUGAUAUGCAGAUCCGGUUCGUCUCCAGCUGAAAACAAAUAAUAACCUCAUCCGCGAGUGCUGAGUUAAUCUGCAUACGCGUGUGUUUGUGUGUGUGUCAACAACAAGAGAACACUUGUAAUACACAUAUCAUCAACGAAAAGAAGCUCCGGAGAAAGUCGCGCAAGAGUGUAAGAGCUCUUUCUCUCUCGCACUUAAGAGCGCGUCAGUCGCUCGGCGCGCGGGACUGCUGCACCGUCUCAUAGAGCAGCUCCUCUCCACGUACGUAUAGAGCUCCUGGGGCCGCUGCGAGACAUGCGAAGAUGGCGUCAUCCCAGGAUGCUUGGUAUCUGUCGCUGCUCGGCUUGGCCGAGAACUUUCGAACCUCCAACCCUCCCAGCAUCAAGUCCUGCAUCCAGUGUCUCCAGGCGGUAUUCAAUUUCAAGCCACCGCCGAGAGUCGAGGCCAGGACACAUCUGCAGCUCGGCAACAUACUGCUCACCCACACGAAGAACAUAGAUCUCGCCCGGACGCAUCUCGAGCGAGCGUGGCAGCUGAGCCAGACCAUCAACCAGUUCGACGAUGUCAAGUUCGAAGCUGCUAGCAUACUGGCCGAGCUGUACGAGCAACAGCAGCAGUCCAGUCUUAGUCAGAGCAUACUGCGCAAGGCCAUUGAGCUGUCGCAGCACAAUGUUUACUGGCACUGUAGACUCAUAUUCCAGCUGGCUCAAAUUCACGCGUCUGAGAAAGACUUGAACGCAGCUGGAGGUUUGCUGGCUGUUGGUGCUGACUAUUCCCAGAUAAGCAAUGCCAACUACACAAAGGUCCUGUUUCUUCUCAGUCGGUGUAUGCUAUUGCUGAUAGACAAGAAGUUUGCAGAGGCUGCUCCAUUGCUCUUUUCCACUGGACAGCAGGUAGAGAACUGGCAAGGUAAUCCACAUCAGAAGGAAUACCUGAAGGUGUACUUUCUGGUACUGCAAGUUUGUCACAACGUGAUGUCUGGACAGAGUGUGAAACCGUGUUUGAAGCAAUUGCAACAAAGUAUACAGACAAUCAUGGCUCCUGCAUGGCCUUCUGAUGAGAUUGUCACUGGCCCUCACAUAGGUGACAUGUUCAUCUGGAUGCCAAAGGAGCACUUGUUUGUUCUUGUUUACUUGGUCACGGUGAUGCAUUCCAUGCAGUCUGGUUACAUGGACAAAGCUCAAAAGUACACUGACAAAGCUCUGGCUCAAAUAGAAAAUUUAAAACUUGUUGAAAACAAACCUAUUCUUUCGGUUUUUCAACUCAUGCUGUUGGAGCACAUAGUGAUGUGUCGACUAGUUAUGGGUAACAAAAGUGCAGCCCUUUCUGAAAUUUCUCAAGCUUGUCAGUUGUGCAGGCAACAGCCUAAAUUGCUGCAAAGUCACAGAGCACAGUUGCAUGUAUUGCUUGGUCUGUACGCCAUGUCUAUGAAUUGUAUGCAAGAAGCAGAAGCUCAACUCUUAUCAGCGUUAAACAAAUCGCAAGAAAACGAAUUGGUGACGUUUGCAAAUCUGAAUUUGGCGAUAGUCUAUCUGAGGACAAGGCGAGACAACCAUUUAGGGCCAUUGUUAGAAAGGAUAAAGCCAGAAACUUUGCCGUCUCUUUCGCAUUCUUUAAGAGCGGCGGCUUACUAUGUACAGGGUCUACAAGCAUUUUUCGGAGCUCGAUAUAACGAAGCCAAGAGGCACCUUCGAGAAACGCUGAAAAUGGCAAAUGCGGAAGAUUUGAACCGAUUAACGUCGUGUAGUCUUGUACUUCUUGGUCAUAUAUUCCUAUCGUUAGGAAACAAUAAAGAGUCCAUGAAUAUGGUGACACCUGCUAUGCAAUUAGCUUCAAAAAUACCCGAUGUUCAUGUGCAGUUGUGGGCAACAGCAAUUUUAAAAGAUCUAAACAGAAUAUGCAAUGAUCGUGUUCGAGAAAACGAAGCAUAUCAGAUGCAUUGUACAUUUUCUCAAACCCUUCUAAAGGAUCACUUCCAAAGUACACAAAUGAGCGAACAUUCUCUAAUUCAAUGGACUGAAGGCCCGAUUCCCAUGCUACCAAAUAAUUCGCCUGCUUCUACAUCGCAGGCAAUCCUAUAGGGUACAGAUACAGAUUUACUCUUCUACAAAUUUAGCUGAGGAUAUUAUGCGUCAAAAUUUUAUUUAUAGAAAACCAACGAAAAAUUACCUUGAGCCAUCUAUUAGAUCAAUGUGUACAGAUUUUGGUGUAUAGUAUCCUUAAGUUUACUUAAUUUCUCAUUAUAUUAGAAAUUAUCACGGUGUAUUAAGUAGAACAAGAUACUAGAGGAAACUUGAAACUUUUUCGUCAUUUCUUUCUAGUACAAAAAGCGAAUCAAAUUUUAAAAUAUUUCUUCGAAGCGCCUAAAUGCAUAAAUAUAUGUUAAAAGAACUAGAUAUAUAUUAUUUUGUUGGAUGACUAUCACUCAUGUUGUAUUUAUGUUUAAAACAUUAAUCGAUUUUUGGCGGCAAAAAUGUAUAAGCUCGUCGAAAAUCGAAUAAUUUAUUAAACAGCAUAUAUAAAUAUAUAUAAAUAAUGAAAAGUAGAAAGAAUUUUUGCAUAAUACAUUCAGUUUGUUUGUGCUUUUAUGAAACAAGAAACAAAAUUUAUUUACUUAUAAUGUAUUUUGCAACUGAGUGGUAAUACAAUUUUUUUUACAACAUGAAACAGCAUUGGGCUUAGAAAAAACAUGAGAAAUAUUAUGGUAGAAUUUUUUAGAAGUGAAUAUAAUUUUUCAAAGCCAAAUCGAUGACAGGAAGAGGUUUUCGUAAGCCUGAAUUUAUUAUGCAAUAUUCGUCUUAGAUAGGGUAGACAUAAUCAUUUAAUUUGUGUAGAAGAUUUCCUUCUGCAUUAUUUAUUAUGCCAGUCACCAUCUUUCGGUCUCGUGGAUUAUUUGUAAUACUGAUUAUUAUAUUAUGGGUACCAAAUGAAUGAUACGAAUUUGUAAAAAUCGGCCAAUCGUAUUGUAGAAUCAGUUGUGCACUACUACUAUAGAUUUUUAAAUUUGAGGACAGCAACAUUGUAAAUAUUGAAGUAUACAAAAAGUUGAUAGAUUUGUUAACUACUAUUGUAUGUAUUUCUCAUGUUGCACAUUUUAAAAUUAAAAUGCCCAAAAGGACGAAGUCUGAAUAUCUUUUAAAAGCUCAGAACUGAUGCAUUACUGUAAAUAAUAAUAAUAAUAAUAAUAAUAAUAAUACCAAUAAUGGCAACAAUAUUAUGCAGCAAAUUUAGUUAAUGUCCUAUUGAUUUUCCUUAUUGAUCUAGGACCAAGAAGUUAAAAGUGAUUUGAAUAAAAUAUAUGAUUAUUUAGAAAAUACAAUAAUGAAACUGUAAGUUUCAAAACAGUAGAAAUUAAUAAAAUAAAAAAAUAGGUCUGUAUGAUUGUAUCUAGAUAUCAAGGUUCUAGAAUCAAAAUAUUACUAGAAACUUGCACUCCAAGACGUACGUACAAAUUUAAAUUGAUAAGCCAGGUAAAUGAAAAGUAAUAUAAGAGUGACAAAUUUUAAGAAAAGUAUGUUUGUUUAAUCUUGUACAAAAAUCGUUUUGUAUAUCACCAUUGUAUACAAAGAAAAGCCGAGUGUUUAAAUAUAAUAGAUUUAAGUAAUUUUUGUAUAAGCGUGUGGCUAGUUGUGUAGAUGUACAUACAUGCAUUCAAUAUAAAUAUGAUAGUAAUUUCUUUUUGUAAAUUCUGCUUAAUAUACCUAUAUACAUACAAACAUGCAUGAGCUUUGUAGCAAAUAAUACUAAAGGAAUAUCACCGUCAUCAUCUCUAGACCAUUAUUAUGAUUAUAUAUUCUUUUUAAUAAACGGAUUUGUUAAUAAUUUUUCAGUA